CCGGGAGAAGGAAGAACCACCGAGCCCCGGGUGCUCCCGAGGACCGCUGCCGCUUCAUCCCACCCGCUCCCGCCGCUGCCCGGCCAUGGGGAGCUGCGCACGGCUGCUGCUGCUCUGGGGCUGCUCGGCGGUGGCCGCAGGUCUGAGCGGAGUAGCCGGUGCUAAUUCUCGCUGCGAGAAGGCCUGCAACCCUCGCAUGGGCAACCUGGCUCUGGGAAGAAAACUCCGGGCAGACAGCACCUGUGGCCAGAAUGCCACUGAACUCUUCUGCUUCUACAGCGAGAACGCCGAUCUCACCUGCCGGCAGCCCAAAUGUGAGAAGUGCAACGCGGCCCACUCUCACCUGGCCCACCCGCCCUCGGCCAUGGCCGAUUCGUCCUUCAGGUUUCCCCGGACGUGGUGGCAGUCUGCGGAGGACGUGCACCGAGAAAAGAUCCAGUUAGACCUGGAAGCGGAGUUCUACUUUACCCACCUCAUUAUGGUGUUCAAGUCCCCCAGGCCGGCAGCCAUGGUGCUGGACCGGUCCCAGGACUUUGGAAAGACGUGGAAGCCUUACAAGUACUUUGCAACCAACUGCUCGGCUACUUUCGGCCUGGAAGACGAUGUUGUCAAGAAGGGAGCUCUCUGCACGUCGAGAUAUUCCAGUGCUUUCCCGUGCACUGGAGGAGAGGUUAUUUUCAGAGCUCUGUCACCACCGUACGACAUAGAAAACCCUUACGGUGCCAAAGUUCAGGAGCAGCUGAAGAUCACCAACCUCCGCGUGCAGCUGCUCAAGCGACAACCCUGCCCUUGUCAGGGAAACGACGUGAACGCAAAGCCUCAGCAUUUCACACACUAUGCCAUCUAUGACUUCAUCGUCAAGGGCAGCUGCUUCUGCAAUGGCCACGCUGAUCAGUGUGUACCUGUGGAUGGCUUCAGACCCGUCAAGGCUCCGGGAGCAUUCCAUGUGGUGCACGGGAAAUGCAUGUGCAAGCACAACACAGCCGGCAGCCACUGUCAGCACUGUGCGCCAUUGUACAACGACCGGCCCUGGGAGGCAGCCGAUGGCAGAACGGGGGCUCCUAACGAGUGCAGAACCUGCAAGUGCAACGGGCACGCUGACACCUGUCACUUCGACAGCCAGGUGUGGGAGGCGUCAGGGAACCGCAGCGGGGGCGUCUGCACCAACUGCCAGCACAACACCGAAGGUCAGCACUGCCAGCGCUGUAAGCCGGGCUUCUACCGGGACCUCAGGCUACCUUUCUCCGCCCCAGAUGCCUGCAAAGCAUGUUCCUGCCAUCCAGUCGGGUCGGCUAUCCUUCCAUUCAGCUCAGUGACCUUCUGUGACCCUAGCAAUGGUGACUGCCCUUGCAAGCCUGGGGUGGCGGGGCCACACUGUGACAGGUGCAUGAUGGGAUACUGGGGCUUUGGACACUAUGGCUGCAGACCUUGUGACUGUGCCGGAAGCUGUGACCCACUCACAGGAGACUGCAUCAGCAGUAGCGCUGACGUCGAUUGGUACCACGAAGUCCCCGCCUUUCCUUCUCCGUACAAUAAGAGCGAGCCGACCUGGGAGUGGGGGGACGAACAAGGAUUCUCUGCACUCCGACACUCAGGUAAAUGUGAAUGUAAGGAACAAGUGUUAGGAAACCCCAAGGCAUUCUGCGGAAUGAAGUAUUCGUAUGUGUUAAAAAUCAAGAUUUUAUCAGCUCACGACAAAGGUUCCCAUGCCGAGGUCAAUGUGAAGAUAAAAAAAGUCCUACAGUCUACGAAACUGAAGCUCUUACGAGGCAAGAGGACGCUGUACCCUGAGUCCUGGACAAACAGGGGCUGCACGUGUCCGAUCCUCAAUCCAGGUCUGGAGUACCUUGUGGCUGGACACGAAGACGUAAGAACAGGCAAACUGGUUGUGAAUAUGAAAAGCUUCGUCCAGCGCUGGAAACCAGCUCUUGGGAGAAGGGUCAUGCAUAUCUUAAAGAAAGAAUGCAAAUAGCACUGGACACAUGAGGCACACAGAGACACGCGUGUAAUGGAAAAAGAGACCUUGAAAUGAAACUGGAAUAUUUUUUGAAGUGCCAAAAUGUAGGAAAAGGUUCCAAUGCAGAGGCCUUGUCCGAUCUCUCUGUUCUAGGUCUGCGCUCAAACACAGUUUUGUUUCAGAAAGAGAAAUGAAACCCGAGCUGAUCGCUGCUUUCUGUGGAACUGGUUCUGAAAGUCAUAGCUAUCGAGAAUAUUUUAAUAGCGACAUGAUGUUUAGCACGCAUCCAUCGGGGGCUGUAUCCCUGGCAAGGUCUGCUCCCAGCUUGAGAUAUGUUGUGUCCAUUGUAUUUGAUGCUAUUUAAGGAAUUAAUGAGAUUUUUAGGGACCCGCCCCCAACUCAAGCGUCGGGAAAAGUGUUUCUUAAAGAGCCCUGUCUGUGUGCUGUGUGUGGACUUUCGGUGGGCGGGAUGUGAAAGGAACUUCUCCGUGUGUGUAUAUAGUAUUUCCUUGCGUAAAGCACUUUAACCUACCGCUGGUGUUGUGAAAGUUUGGAGCCGGCUCCUGACUGGAAGACAAGAGAAGGGCUGUGUGAAGACCUGCCGAGACAGAAGCACUGCCACCGUGGGUGGAUAAAGACCCAGGAGCCGUGGAUCAAGGAAACAAUGCCAUUUAGCUCUAGACAUCGGGAGAAACACCGCAAAGACGCAACUUGUGUGAAGUCUCGGUUCGGGCUGAGAGGUUAGGUUGCAAGAUACUGGUCAUACUGAAACUUAAAAAAAAAAAGAAGAAAGAGAGAUAGAGAGACUUUAAAAGAAGAGAAAGAAACCACAAAUGUAGAAAUAUGUUUGCAUAAAGGGGAAGUAGACCUGUCAAAAAAGCUGAUUUAUUUGUGAUGCACUUGGACACACUUCGAAAAUGAUUGUAAACCCAGAAUUUGUUCUGUUUUUGUGUUUAGUAUUUAAACAUGAACUUUGGACCAGUUUUCUCCCUUCUCUUAUUAACAGUACGUGGUCGUGACAUUUACCCGUUUCAUAGCACAAUGUAUGUGAUAGUUCACCCAAUUACUGUUUUUCAUUAUCCUUCAUUUUCCUUAUCCAGGCAUAGCCACGCUGCAUACAGCUUCUACUGUACUUGAAUUUACAAACCAGGAGCCACAGUGCCGAAACUUUAGGUUCAUAUCCGGAGCAUAUUUUUCUCUGAGGUCCUGUGGACUCACAAAAAUAUAUAUAUAUUGCUUUGUGAAUUUGUUUUUAUAUUUCAUGUAUGUAAUAAAGGAAUAUGACCUCCUGA
Myodes glareolus (Bank vole) is the source of this 3249-nucleotide messenger RNA. RefSeq names its product netrin 4 (gene Ntn4). Gene Ontology annotation, molecular function: protein binding. The record is from RefSeq and is a predicted model, not a curated record. Gene Ontology annotation, biological process: basement membrane assembly; cell migration; axon guidance. Gene Ontology annotation, cellular component: laminin trimer. Lineage: Eukaryota; Metazoa; Chordata; Mammalia; Rodentia; Cricetidae.